GCAUGCGUCAGCGUGUGGGUGCGCCGGAUCAAGGGUCAGCCCACAAGAUGGCGGCGGCAGUGACCUUCUGCCGGCUGCUGGGCCGCAGCGGCCGGGCGGCGCUGAGCCUGCCCCGGGGCGUCCGGUGCUUUGGGGUGCGCACGUCGCCGACCGGGGAGAAGAUUACGCACACCGGCCAGGUCUACGACGAUGCGGACUACAGGAGGGUCCGGUUCGUGGGUCGCCAGAAAGAGGUGAAUGAAAACUUUGCCGUUGAUCUGAUCGCUGAGCAGCCCGUGAGUGAAGUCGGAAACCGUGUGACCGCGUGUGACGGCGGCGGGGGGGCUCUUGGCCACCCGAAAGUGUACAUAAACCUGGACAAGGAAACCAAGACGGGGACGUGCGGCUACUGCGGACUGCAGUUCCGGCAGCACCAUCACUAGCGCGGCCGUGCGCACAGCGCCUCUC
Lontra canadensis (Northern American river otter) is the source of this 447-nucleotide messenger RNA. It is a transcript of the gene NDUFS6, whose product is annotated as NADH:ubiquinone oxidoreductase subunit S6. The coding region runs from base 3 to 422 and encodes 139 amino acids. NCBI's taxonomy places the organism in Eukaryota, Metazoa, Chordata, Mammalia, Carnivora, Mustelidae. The transcript is spliced from 4 exons. Gene Ontology annotation, biological process: mitochondrial electron transport, NADH to ubiquinone. The record is from RefSeq and is a predicted model, not a curated record.